AUGACGACUACUCGAUCUACUCGACGAAACCAUGUUCAUGUUCGAGUUGGUCUGCGAAAAUCUCUUAAACGACGAUCUAAGAAAGUGAAAAAUAGAAUACACAGUAAUAAAUUUAAACGUAUCACUUCAUCAUUAAUUAUAAGUGAUCUAUUAAAUCAAAAUUCUUCUUUUGCUCAUGUUUCUUUCGUUCGAAAAUCAACAAUAUCAGGACGGAAAACUGUGAAAAAUAAAAGUAAGACAAGACAAAAUUUUCCUCGGACUGAUGAUAUUACUGAUCAACAACAAAUAUAUCAAAGUGAAAGUCAACAUGAUCAUAUUCAAUCAUUAAAUCAUAUACAAAGAAGAAAUUCAAAACAUAGUUAUCAAGUUCUUCAUAAUCCAGAACAACUCAACAGUGUCAAACUCAACGAUUAUAAUGAUCAACAUUUAAAUACAUUGGAAUCAUCUUCUCAUCCAGUUUCUGAGAUUAAUUCAACUAUAGAUAAGAUAGUUCUUCAAAAUCCUUAUAUAUUAUCAUCCAAUCAUAUACAUGGUUUUAUUCCGUCAUCAUCGUAUCAAUUAAAUAGAAAAAAUGUUGAUCUAUUGCAUAGUACAACAGCAAAUUUGUCACCAUCAUUGACUGAUAUUGCAUUUUCGACAAUAAUAAGAUCUAAGAAAAAAUCAUUAGUACAUCCGAAUAAUGAACAAAGAGAUCAGUCAUUAUCGAAUAAGAAAAAGAAACGAUAUUGUUCUCCAUCUAUUCUUGCACUAGCUUGUAUUUUAUCAGCUUUUCUUAUUGGAGGUAUUAUCGCAGCCAUUAUAAUUCCAAUUACUAUGAAUAAAAUUUCAACAACUACUAGCUUAGCUCCUGUGUGUAAUACAAGUAGUUAUACAACAUGUUCGACAGUUCUAUUUCAUAACAUAAGUAUCUUGGUUCCACCAUUAGAAUGGAUACUUGUCUCAUGUUGUUAUGCGGCACCAACAGUAAAUCAAUCUACAAUUGAAAUAGCUGUUCAAGAUGAUAGUGGUGGACAUUGGGGUUUAGACAAUGUAAGUGCAAUACAAGGUAAUGGAGAACUUAUUUCAAAUGGUGGUUUUGAAAACAAUUUGAUAAAUUGGACAUUGACUGUUUAUUCUAAUGCUACAUCAACAACAACAGUUGUUUUUUCGUCAGGAAAUGAAUUUUCAGGUAGUGCAUAUCUAUUUGGAUCAUCAAUGAAUGCACCUGCUUAUGUCAAACAAACAUUUUCUAUUAUUCCAGGACAAAGUAUUCUUAUUAGUUUCUGGUGGAAAUAUUAUCCUUUACUUGGUGGAGGAUUUGGAACAAGUGAACUGAUUGUAACUCUUACAUAA
Molecule: messenger RNA, 1332 nt
Organism: Rotaria sordida
Lineage: Eukaryota; Metazoa; Rotifera; Eurotatoria; Philodinida; Philodinidae
Source: the annotation of a GenBank genome assembly